Messenger RNA from Ectocarpus siliculosus, 1302 nucleotides. NCBI's taxonomy places the organism in Eukaryota, Phaeophyceae, Ectocarpales, Ectocarpaceae. The record is from the annotation of a GenBank genome assembly.
AGCCCCGUUGUUGUCUAUCCCUAACUCCAUGGGCGACGAGUAGUGGUGUGCAGUGCCAUCUUUCGUGUCUUUCGCGCCAACGAGAGAGGAAAACAACAAGAUCAAGAGAGAAAGAGAGGCGGGGAGAGAGAGGCGAGCGAGGUGCGGCGCAUCUCCGAAGUAGGGCCGUGUGGCAUCGUACAUCGUACGCUUGAUCAGAGAUGAUUCUCGCUGCCUACUUCGUCGGCGCCAAUGCCCUCUCUUUCGCCAUGCUCGCCGAAGACAAGGCCUCGUCCAAGGGCUGGAUACCGUUUCUGGGUCGAAUUCCAGAGGCCCUUUUACAUCAGGUCGAGCUGGUAGGAGGUUCGCCUGGGUCCUUCCUGGGCCAGCGCGUGUUCCGACACAAGAUCUCAAAACUUGCCUACCAGCGCAGUUUCUCCCAGGUGCUCGCCGUACAGAUUGCGGCGAGCAUCGCCUGGGGUUACUUCCACGGCCCGUCGUGGGCCCUGCUCGGCAUGGGGCUCGCGCCGGCGGUUAUGUUUGCCGCCACAGCCAGGCGCAUGAGCACUCUGAAACAUCGGGAUAAUGCCAGGAACAGGUGGAAUCAGCCGUGGCAGCGACCUGUCGACGUGUCCUCCUCGGCGCGUCGACGGCGAAAUACUGAUAUUCCCAAACGGGCAACGCCAUCCAAGUAGACGUGUUGUAUGUGUGUGUGGAUUAUUGCGAAGAUGUAGAUAGCUUGGUAGCAGUAGAGCGUCGAGGGUAGCGCAGCAUAGAGACGUGACGCUUGUAAAUAUUUUGAUCGUAAGCGGUUGUGUUGUGGGCGGAAUUCCGUCAGGGGACGGGAAUGAAAUGACUUCUGAUGAGGGUUGGGAUUUGUUUAAGAAAGUGGCGAUGCCCCGAGGAAAGAGUUCGACAUUCGAUGUGUCUUCCUUUACAAAGUUGGCAUCAACCACGUGAACCUGAAAAAACGUGUGUGUAAUUUCGUGAGUUUCUUUCUCGAGAAGGGUCGCUGCACUAACCGGCUGGCCAAUGGAAAUAACCAGUCUAUACAAGUGGGUGGCGGCUCUCUGUCUUGCCAUUGUCCCGUCGCUCCAAAUGUGUCAACCCUGCGACCUUGUCUCUCUAGCCGCAUAGUGUAGCUUCGACCCGGGAUCACAUAUUGUCCAAGCAUGUGGAUCGUGGUUGAGACGAACUGGCGGGUACAGGAGUUCAAUCGACAGUUCGACGAAGACCUAGUGACACACUUGUUUGCCCAGGUCCCCGGUGGUAGCCGGUGGAAACCGCAUGUUGUUUUGUUUUUGCCAAUCUACGUACUGACUG